AUGUACGUCGUUCGAUUUCCCGCAAGUCGGAAAGUUCAAAGCCCGACGAAGGUGAGCUUCGACAGUCGAUUGCCAGACGCUCUCAGUACCAGGGCCGCGAUGACGAAGGUGAGCUUCGACAUUCGAUUGCCAGGCGCUCCCAGUACCAGGGCCACGACGACGAAGGUGAUGUGCGCCGUUCAGUUGCCCGCAAGUUGGAAAGUUCAUUGCCUGACGAAGGUGAUGUUCGCGUUUCGAUUGGCCGCAAGUCAGAAAGUUCGAGGCAAAACGAAGGCCAUGCCCACCGUGCCAGCCGGUAUGGAGACGACGGAAGUGCGACUGGAUUCUCUCCUUCGGCCAGGAGGUCAGACUAUGGCCUGGGCGAUGCAGGCCGACGCGCUUCUCGCCGCAGCACCCGGCUAUCCGAAGGUUCUGAGCAGCGAAUGUUGUCCCAGCCGCCGGUGUCACCGGACUCCACGGAGACAGAGCUUUUCACUGGUCAUGGUCAACACGGCUUUCAACGAAAAUCGGAGGUCCGUCAUCCGGAGCGACCCACCGAACUGA
This is a messenger RNA of Symbiodinium sp. CCMP2456, 543 nucleotides long. The record is from the annotation of a GenBank genome assembly. NCBI's taxonomy places the organism in Eukaryota, Dinophyceae, Suessiales, Symbiodiniaceae.